AUGACCAGUUUGUUCACCAAUUGGAUUGGCUCCAACAAGCUCAGUGGUGAUGUCGAACAAGGUCCCAGCGAUCCUACACGGUCUCGAGCCCCAAGUUCCGCAUCCAAUCCAAUGUCACCAAUCGACCGUGCCGCCUCGCUGACUCCCAAAGCUCCCUUUCAGCCCAGCACGCAACCCAACUGGUCUUUAAUCGCCUCGCGCGAGCACCACCGCGAGGCUUCUGAGGCCACUCUCAACGGUCGCACAAGCGAGGCGUCUCCAUCAGAGCAUCUUGCUACUGCUUCCCAUCCUCACAUCACUGAUUUGGUCAAACCAAGUGCCAGCAGGCCCACGUCGAUGGCCAACAGCUCAGAGCUCAGCCAGGAACGUCUCGAACGCCUCACAGCGCUCGGCUCCACUCUCGGCGGCGUCGACAGCGAAGCAGCCUGGAGCGCCACACCCUCCGAAGCUGCGCGCAGCUCCGUACCGCGACGUCGCAAGAAAGUCGCCCCUCCCGAGCUGCUCGUCAUUGUCAAGCCGCCUCCCAGCAAACAGACCAACCCGCUCAACCUCCAGAUCCAAUUGGUUAUGCCUCAGCAACUCUUCUCUCGCCGCGAUGGCUCGCAACGUCGUUCGUCUAUCGACUCGUCCGCUGCAACCGCCGAUCUUCCUCCCACUCCUUCCAACGAGCUACGCAGAAGAGAUUCCAUCGCCUCGACACGCUCAGCAGGCUCCGAAUUGUCAGCUGCUGGCUCGGUAGCAUCAGCUGGCUCAGGUCGCCGCGUCACGCCCCUCUACAACCUCAAUUUUCACCAAAUACUCUCCACCACCGUCAGCGACGCAGGCACAGACCAAAAGGUAGCAAAGUAUGUCAAAAGGGGCAUCGAUCUCGACGGCUUCGGCAUCCUUGAGCCCGCCGAGCUCAUCCACGGCGUCAACGACCUUGCAAGUCUCCAAAGAGCAGCCGCCAUCGACAAAGGCAAUUUGGCCGUGCAGACUGGAAUCGCCACCAACAUCUCUCCUCAAAGCGAGACCGACUCGUCAGGCGGAGCCGGCGGCGCUGUCGACGACGCUUCCGCGUUUUCAGCGCCAAAUCGCGAUGCAACCAGCUCCACGGUCGCGUCUUCGACUACCGAGCCACCCACCUCAUUCCAAGCCAUGACACCAGAAGCUCGUGGUAUAGAGGCGAAUCUUGGCGGAAAACUGUUGGGCAAAUUCAAAAAGUUAUCGCUUGGCGUACGACCUGCCAGUGCUUCAGCGGCUAGCGGCGCCUUUGGUCGCGAUACUGCCUCUGCACAGGCGCGCACGAUAGUAGCUGCACCCGCCGCCGCUUCGAGCCUGUUUGGCAGGCUAUCUACCAGCGACGCCACCAGAGGCCAGCAAAGCAGCGAUAUUCCACAGAUGCAGCCAGGUGCAGGCGUCGUCGACGGCAAGCGUACAGAAGGAUACUUCUGGACGGUGCGCAAAUGGAAUCGCAAGGCGCAUGACGGUGCUCCGGCUAACUUUGCCGGCCGAAGCUCGACGUUGGCCUCGCCUUCGAUAGAUGCACCCGGCUGCAACCCAGUGCUAACCAAUGUGUGGACCCGUUUCAACCUGGUCAACCGCAUGGGCGGCAACGAGCCGCAUCCGCCGCCUUCGCAGAUCCCCGUGCGUUUCGAAUGGUCGCGUUACUCGAAAAAGUGGUCCAAGUGCCAACAGGGGAGGGAAGCUCAAGCUCAAACUCGCGCAAGGCUGCGAGCGAGCGUCUCGCUGAAUGCUUCUGUCACCAGCAUUGAGCGUCAAUCUGGACUCGAGGCGAGUCGGAGCAAUGCGUCUCUGCCUCGUCAACAACAUCUGGCGACCACAUCGACAUCGGCGCAGUCGCUUGGAGAUGCCGAGGCUGCGGUUGCACGCCUGAGCACUGGCGAUGCUGCUCGCGCGAUCUCGCGACCGUCGUCUUUCAUCUCUGGCACUGGCCACCGUUCGCCGCGACGCUCCGCCGAUACUUCGGCUGCUGGCUCGUCAGCCCCCCACGGCGACGAGGACGCCAACUCGGGAGACGAAUCCGACCCGGAAGAUAGCGAGACACCUUGGAACUGCCACCUGGUGCUUGGGCCAACAACACGCAUCCCACUCGGGACACUCUCGCCUGCACCUCACCAUCCCAAGCUUGUAGGUCAAUUGGCGGUUCCCUUCCCAUUGCCCGAUCUUAGCAGCACCGGUCUGGGUCCAGAUGGAGCUGGUCUGACGCGCGAGGAGCUCAAAGAUGUGAUUAUUGUGACGUGCUUGCAUCUGAUUGUACGCGAGAGCUUCGGCGGGCUCGCACGCAGGAGGAGCACGCCGAGCACAGAUGUGGCUGGUGCGAGCGCCAUGUCCGGCGCCAUGCUGGCAAACGUCAAUGGAUGGAGGCUCGCGAGCGUCCCCAAGAAGCAGACGUAA
Molecule: messenger RNA, 2397 nt
Organism: Mycosarcoma maydis (corn smut)
Lineage: Eukaryota; Fungi; Basidiomycota; Ustilaginomycetes; Ustilaginales
Exons: 1
Coding region: 1-2397 (798 amino acids)
Source: RefSeq, a predicted model, not a curated record